UUCGCCCUGUACUAAAUUGCUUUUGCCUCUGUCUAGAACUCGGAGCUCUUCACACUGACGUACGGAGCUCUGGUCACCCAGCUGUGCAAGGACUACGAGAACGAUGAGGACGUCAACAAGCAGCUCGACAAGAUGGGUUACAACAUCGGCGUCCGGCUAAUAGAAGACUUCCUGGCCCGGUCCAACGUGGGGAGAUGCCACGAUUUCCGUGAAACUGCAGACGUUAUUGCAAAGAUAGCAUUUAAAAUGUAUUUGGGCAUCACUCCAAGCGUCACCAACUGGAGUCCGGGAGGUGAUGAAUUCUCCCUGAUUUUGGAAAGUAACCCCUUGGUGGACUUCGUGGAGCUCCCUGACAACCACUCGACUCUCAUCUAUUCCAACCUGCUGUGCGGGGUGCUGCGGGGAGCCCUGGAGAUGGUUCAGAUGGCCGUGGAUGUAAAAUUCGUGCAGGACACACUGAAAGGAGACAGCGUCACAGAGAUAAGGAUGAAGUUCAUCAGGCGGAUCGAAGACAACCUCCCAGCUGGUGAAGAGUGAAUCGCAGCCCAGCCUUGGGGCCGCAGGGGAGCAGCUGGCCGUUAGCUCUCAUCACAGAUCCGUAGGGAAAUAGUGCCCCUGUGCAUUCAGACUGACUCACUGACUGUUUAAGAUGUCAUAUAGUCUUCUCCUCUUACCUCCAUCUUCCAUAGAAGACAAUUGUUUGGUUGCUGUUUAUUUCACAGGUUCAUUCUGAAGCUUUUUCCUAAGGUGAUGGUUUUUCCAUGUCCUCCCCUGGAGACUCUUUCUAUGCUGUUUCUAAUUGUGAGA
Messenger RNA from Tinamus guttatus (white-throated tinamou), 807 nucleotides. The record is from RefSeq and is a predicted model, not a curated record. NCBI's taxonomy places the organism in Eukaryota, Metazoa, Chordata, Aves, Tinamiformes, Tinamidae.